UGUCCUAAUCCUCGUUGUGCUACGCGCAGUGACUUCCUCUAUCAGUACUCUUUUUCCCAGAGUGCUGCUCGGGGUGGCAUGGCGGACAGCGAUGACUGCGGAGUUUGACGAAGAAGUGGUAUUUGAGAAUUCACCACUCUUCCAGUACUUGCAGGAUUUGGGGCAAACAGAUUUUGAGAUAUGUCCUCUAUCAAAGGAAGAGGAACAUCUGGCAGGGAAUGGCCAUGGAGAACAGGAUGUCCAUACCACAGAAAAGAAAAGCAACAUUUCAAGGACAGUUGAAUUUUUAAAAAGUUGGAGUCCACUUUUUUCAAAAAAGAAAAGAGAUGAAAAAAUCUGCUUACUGGAAAAUGGGUUCCGACUUGAAAGCCUGCGCACCAUCCUACAGCAGGAAGUCCUGAUACAGGAGGAUGUGGAGCUGAUUGAGUUGCUUGACCCGGGGAUCCUGUCUGCUGGACAGACCCAGAAUCAACAGAAUGGCCAUCUUCCUACACUCUGGUCCAUAGCAACACCAAAUAUUUGGGAAAUGUCCGUAUUAUUUGCUUUUCUUAGUGCACUGGCUGCCUUGCAGUCCUGGUCCAUUUCUUCGUCACUCGUAUGGGGGCCAAGCCUCAUCCUCUUUGCUGCCUUUACUGUCUUGAGAGCUCUCCAUACUUGGCGCUCGGCUACACUGCGGAUGAUCCUGAGAAAAUACUGCAACCAAGUGGAAGGAACAGUACUGAAUAGCCGAGCCUUCACUAACCUUGUGAGAAAGGCACUGCGCCUCAUUCAGGAAACAGAAGUUAUUUCUCGAGGAUUCACGCUGGUCAGUGCUGCUUGUCCAUAUGGUAAAGCUGGGCAACAUGCCAGUCAGCACCUCCUCGGCUUACGCAAAGCAGUCUACCGGACCGUCAGAACCAACUUUAGAAUUUCUAGGCUUGCUACCCUGUACAUGCUGAAACAUUAUCCCCUAAACUCUGAGAUAGAUAAUGUCACUAAUUACAUCUGUGUCGUUCCUCUGAAAGACCUGGGUUUGGGAUUGUGUGAGGAGCAUGUGUCUGAGGAGGAAGCCCAUAAUUUAACAGAUGCUUUCAGUCUUCCUGCUUUAAAGGUCCUGUUUCAGCUUUGGAUAGGGCAGAGUUCGGAAUUUUUUCGUCGUUUAGCUCUGCUGCUUUCUCCCGAAAAUGCAGCUCAGGGCCAUUUAGCUAGCCCAGAGCAGCUUCCUCACCUCAUUUGGUCUGAUGUGGUACAGGAUCUACCUCAUACUCAAGCUGCAUGCUUGGCUGAACUGAAGCGCAGCUACGAGUUUUAUCGCUACUUUGAAACACAGCACCAAUCUGGCUUUGAACGCACUGCCAAGAGGAAGAAGGAGGUUGGUGAGCUGAGCAACCUUCAUGGAGCCGUACGCAGUUUGCAGCUUCACCUGAAGGCACUGCUUAAUGAGGUUAUUAUUCUGGAGGAUGAAUUAGAGAAACUUUCCUCCUGUAAGGAAAUGCAAGCAAUGACACAAGAAGCCUCCCUAAUGCUGGAAGAGAAGCUGAGGAUUAUUCAGCCCCAUGUGCAGGCCAGUAACACCUGCUGGGAAGAGGCCCUGUGCCAAGUAGGAAGAAUGGUUCGAAGGCCAGCUGCAAAGAAAGAUAUUGAAAAAUCUUCCUGUGAAAAUUUGAAUUUCCCUGUGGUGUCUAAUAUGCCUCCAGCACUGCGCAUCGAAGACAGAGAUCCUGUACCAGAAGAGCAGAUAUUGGAGGCUUAUGUGGAAGAGGCUGUGACAGACCAGGAAUUUAAUAGUGAAGAUAUAUACUUGUUUUCUCCAGAAGAAAGAGAAAGACAGAAGCGGGAGCGGGAGGAGUCUAAAAGAGUUCUGCAAGAACUAAAGGCUGUAUUAGGACUAAAGGCAUCUGAGGCAGAGAGGCAAAAGUGGAAGCAGCUGCUGUUUAGUGAACAUGCUGUAAUCCCACCUUUCUUGCCCGAAGAGCCAGUGGGACAUUUUGAACCACCCGACUCUGUAUAUCCUGAGGACCCCUGCAAAAAUCUGGGUUUCUAUGGAGAAUUCACAAGUGAGAUAAAUGGAACUGAACACGCUAAAGAUACACCUAAUCAAGGAGAUCUUCAAAUGAAUAUGAAUCAUGAGGAUGAGGCAAAAAUAUGCCCUUUGUCAGAGGAAGCUGAACCAGAAAGUGGUAAAGAUGAGAAUGAAAGUCCAUGCCCAGUGCCUAGAACUGUAUUACCACCGGCCAUUAAAGAGAGGCUUGCCCGAAUCCAUCAAACAUCAGAUCUGAAUUUUACCUCUGGACUGGCAGCACAAGUGGCUGCACGAUCUCUCACAUUCACUUUCUUGCAGGAGCAGACUUUUGGAGAUGAAUGGGAUGAUGAUGAUGAUGAUGAUAAUGAUAAUGAUGAUGAUAAUUAUGAUCAGGUUAAAAAUGUUGAGAGUCAUGAGAAAGAGAGGAAUAAUGUCAGUUUACAGCUUGAAGAGUAGAUUUCUCUAGUUACUAGAAAGAAAAAGUGUAAAGCCCACUUGUAUGGCAAAACAAGAUGAUGAUUUAGGUUAUCAGUUACAUGGGCAUAUGGUUACAUAACUGUAACGUAUCCUGCAGUGUCUGUGAACAAACCCACUUCCAAGCACCCAAGAGUUCCAUGCACAUGCAGUGUUGACAGAGGCCUUGUCAGCAUUACUGGCAGGCAGUGCAGUGUAGUGCAGUGCAGUCCCAGUGGAGCUAGAAGAAUGGCAACGAUCCCUGAUAUUGUUAUACAGAACUAGUACAAACACAUACAUCACUUCAAUGUUAUUUUAAUAUUUAAUUCUAUUUAUUCAAUUUUCUUUUUAUUCUAGAAUGUUAAUAUAAUGUCCUUUUCUGUGAUGUUUUGUUUUCUGUCAAGAAACAAACAGACCCUAUGGCUCAUUGGCUAACACAGGUACUAACUUAUACCAGUACAGUUCCGCAAAGGAACCAAUAAGCAACUAGUUUUGAUCAGUAAACUCUAAGUAAGAUCAGUGCAAGGAUCCAAUUUGUUGCAACGGGUAGCCGCGUUGUUGCAGUGUCAUGCCUGUGUUAGCUAGUUAGCCCAUAUGUUUUAGGAAUAUAGACAAAUGUUCUUUGCAUGGCACUAUGUGCCACUUUGCCUGUUCCUGUCCAGUGUGUACUGGCUAAUGAUGUUGCUCAUUUGUGACUAUAUUUCUUAUACUUACCAAGCUUAGAAUGUAAUUUUUUAAUAAAACCUACAACAUA
Xenopus tropicalis (tropical clawed frog) is the source of this 3209-nucleotide messenger RNA. It is a transcript of the gene vezt, whose product is annotated as vezatin, adherens junctions transmembrane protein. The transcript is spliced from 12 exons. Gene Ontology annotation, molecular function: myosin binding. Bases 92 to 2458 code for a protein of 788 amino acids. NCBI's taxonomy places the organism in Eukaryota, Metazoa, Chordata, Amphibia, Anura, Pipidae. Gene Ontology annotation, cellular component: adherens junction; plasma membrane; nucleus. Gene Ontology annotation, biological process: cell-cell adhesion. The record is from RefSeq and is a predicted model, not a curated record.